AUGAUGUCUUUAUCAUUCCAUUAUUGUAAUCUUCCUAAGGAGAUCAUCUCAGCAUCAAAGAGAAUCCAAAUGUUUCAACAUGCAACAGCCAAGAACAACAGAAUGAGUGGUUUAACUAACAUUGCUAAAACCACAGCAUCUGCACUUACAAAUGGAGAUACUCCUAAACCAACAAAGGUUGACAUAACUCUCAAGGACUUGACAAUGGAAGAAUUGCUAGACGAUGGUCGAGUUUAUGAACAUCUCUUCUUUUUCAAAUCAUAUGAGUUGGGACUUGAUAAUAAAGCAACCCUGGUUUCCAUUACCAACAAAUUACAGACUAGACUGAGCGAUUUGGAUAUGAAUAAGCACAUUAACAAUGCUGCUUAUGUCAACUUCAUUAUUGAGACUGCUCCUAAAUGGUUGCUGGAGAGUCACUAUGUGUCAGGCAUAACACUGAAAUAUCUAAAAGAAUGUGGGAGAGACGAAGAGUUGCAGUGUUUGUGUGCGCCCUCAAAAGACAACAUCAAUGGCAAUGAAGACAUUUUUCAUCUACAUCACUCACUUCGUCUACAAAGCCUUGAACUUACUCGAGGAACAACUAUCUGGAGCCCUAAACUCUAA
This is a messenger RNA of Momordica charantia (bitter melon), 603 nucleotides long. The record is from RefSeq and is a predicted model, not a curated record. Lineage: Eukaryota; Viridiplantae; Streptophyta; Magnoliopsida; Cucurbitales; Cucurbitaceae.